UAUGGACAAGUUGGCUUACUUUUUUUGUAUGGUCUCUUUUAACUUUUUGAAAAAACAAUACAUUAAAAAUAUGGGGGUAGCAGACAAAAAGACAAAUUUGUCAUUCGAAAUGCUUUAACACAAGUAAUGCAAUCUAAAUGUAAGAUCAAUUUUCUCCGUGAUUUAUAAUUAGCGGUUUGCAAAACAUGUCUUGUUUGGCAGCCUAUAUUGUGAAAGGAUUGAUUUCAUCCAGAUUUAUGAAUUUUACCAAACCCUGUGGGAUGUGCCAAACCUAAGCCUUGUGUUACUUGAAGGGGAAGUUCACCUCGUCGGAGCGAAGGAAAGGGGCUCUGUUGGACAAGCAAGUGACUGUGGCCACCGCAGAGCAGCCCCAGCCUGUGCGUUCAAAUCCACAGGGUGGCAAUGUAGACAACCCCUGCGUGCGACUGUGGGUCAUGGUCAAGCUGGUGCCAUGGCUACCGCAGGUCCUUCAGAAAAAGACGCUACGCCUUCCAAGAUCAUUAGCCAUGCAAUUACACCGAUAAGGAAAUUUGAGCUAGAUGCUAUACCAGCAUAUUUGCUUCUGCAAAUAUUUAACAACUGACAGAUAACAACCACUGGAACCUGGCAUUACUGAAGUAAGAGAAACUUCUCCAGAAAGACAUUUCGGAUUUAUUCAGUAGAAAGCUAUCUGGAAUGUAUUUUUGGAUCUUGAUAGAAACUGCUUGCACAUGAAACUUGGAAUUUUUCAGAUCACCCUAAUACAAGUGUGAAUUUAUUUCAUAUCCUCUCAUUUUGCCUUCAUACAAUCUGAUUCCUAAAGGAAGCUACAUUCAUUCCUUCCAUGUCAGCUUGCACUAUGCUUAAAGAAAAAGAUGCUAUUUUAGGUUCAAUAAAUUCUACACAGAAUCUGGAUUGUCAAAGAUUUCUGACUACACAGACAUUAGAUUGUAGCUGUAAGAUAUGUUGUGUGGACAGUAUGUAAUCACAAUCUGAUUCAGUUAUUGAAAGAGGUUGUACGUAUGACUUCGCAAAGAUUUAGAACUAAAGCCUACAAGUCAGGGAAUGUAGAAAUAUUAUGGGGAGGAUGUUGGGUUUUCUUCUGUGUCUUCUGUCUGGUCUUUAUUACUGCCUCAUAUUCCCUACAGCAUGAAUACUGGGAUUAUCUUCCUACAGUUCAGGAGGCAGAAUAAUAACUCAGAUUAGUUGUGAGCUCCUGGACCGUACAGUUUCUUGCUAUUGACCAAUAGGUCAAAGUCUUUUUGUUAAAUUAGAAGUCGAAGAGCCGCAAUUUGGAAGUUCUCUAUUGCCACUUAAAAGUGAAAACUGAUUUUUCUAGAUAAGGAAAGUACAGUAAAUAUAGUCUUUUUGGACCCUCAUAGACCAGCGGCCGCUUGUCCACCACUGGAUGUAUUAGCCAAGCUAAAUAGGAGAUAUAACAUGAACAAAAUCUAAGUAAAGAUCUGAUGGUGAUGAUAAGCUGUGCUGACAGUAGAAAUGAUGUCUAAGGUGAGGUUACUAAUGCAGUUCCUCAAGGAUCAGUUUAGGAACAGUCUUUUGCCAUUCUUCUACUAAUGACCAAGGACAAAAAGUAGUAGCAUGUUAGCGAAAUACUCAUGAUGCAAUCUCCGAAGUAUUGUGAAUGCUGAACAUGUAUCAUCCUGGAAGAACUGAGUAGCUCAAUAUACUGGAGUAUCAGAAACUGGGUGAAGUUUAAAACAUGCUUUUGGUAACUUACAGAAAGAAGUUCUGCUGCAAGCCAGGAAGUCCUUAGUUGUAACCACUAAAAGAGGGGAAAGGUGUUGAUCCAGUGGUUAAUUAGGAGACAGCUCGUCAAUAGAACUGACAGGGACAUGAAAAAGGCAAGUGCUAUCACUAGGCAAACUGAUAGAGAUAUUUCAAGUCAAAUUAGAGAAAUACUAAUACCUGAUUACAAGGCACAGGGAAAAUCCACCUGGGCUACAAUAUACAGUUGUCCACAUCAAGGAUGAAGACUUCUUCUGCAACUUUUCAACUCAAAAGAUAAUGAACAGCCUUCUCGGGGUAUAAGAGGACUGAAAAUCUAGACUAGCCUUUUAGAAAUAGGGAGUACCUAAACCCCAAUUUUGAAUUGACACAAUAAGGUUGCAAAGGGAUGCUGUGAUAGGUUCACCUUUUGCAGGGGCUAGACUUACAAGAUCCCUUUUAAUUCUUUGUUUUGACCACCCUGUAUCAUUGCAUGCAAUGAGCUGACAAAAUUCUUUCCUACAACACACACUGUGUUAGAUUUUAUUUCUAGUUUUCAGUGGCGAGUACUUAUCUUUUGAUAACACUGAGAUACAGAUGGCACAGUCUUGUUAUGAUUUGUACUGAAAGAAUGAGGAUGUGAGUAGUAUCUGUGAUAUUUGUUAACCAGUGUAUCUUUUUUAUUUUUGACCAGUGCAUCAUAGGGUCAUAGAAAAGAUGAAGGGACCUUUGAUUUCAAGCCCGUUUACAAGAAAGUUGUUAUAGUCUUCAGACCUUGUUCUAUAAUGAUUAGAGGUGUUAGGGUAAGCAGAUUAUGCUUAUGAUUUUAAAGGUCAGAUUUUAUAAUCCCUUUCAUUCUUCAUCUUUUUUGUCAGAGCAUUUAGUAGGGUAGGAUCUCUUACAGAGACGGAAGAACAUGUUUUGGCAAUUAACAGGGAACAUGCAAUUCUGUAAGCAUACACUAUGGGAAACUGAAUGUGAUGGUGAUUCACAAGCAGUUUAUCUUCCUGAUAAAUAGUAUGAAACCUCUGUAUUCAGUCUGUGGCCAGUGGAAUCUUUUUACUCCGUAUUUGCUAGGGCUAUAUAUGUAUUUAAGUGAGUUUAAACAGGGGAGUGGCAAGGGGUGUUUCAUAACCUUAUAGGCGAUUACAGUUUAUAGCCAAAUUAUCUCCUGAAUUACAUUAGCUGAAAUCAAUGUCUUCUACUAGAUGAACAGACUGUUCCAUAAAACCUUGACAGAUAAAGCAUUAAUAAGUGUCAGAGCUGACUUGGUCAAUCGAAUGAUUUGCUGACACUUCUUUUUACCACAAGCCUGCACUUUCAAGUUUAGUGCCAAAGGUUCACUAUAUAUAGCUGAAGACAGCAAAUAAAUGAUCUCUUUUUGCACAGAUUUCUAACUAGCUGCCUGUUUCGUUAUCUCCUCACUGGGGCAGCGUUUUCACUCGGGAACUAAAAUAUGGUGAAGCUACAGUUGCCCAAUCCUGGCCUGGAGGACAGGAUACCUUCCCAUGCAGAACUUGAGGUCCUUGAGAAAGAAGAGGCAGACUCCAGACCAAAAUGGGAUAACAAGGCUCAGUAUAUGCUGACGUGUGUAGGGUUUUGUGUGGGUUUAGGAAAUGUGUGGCGGUUUCCGUAUCUCUGUCAGAGCCAUGGAGGAGGAGCCUUCAUGAUCCCUUUCCUGAUUUUGCUAGUCCUGGAGGGUAUCCCCCUGCUUCAUCUUGAGUUUGCCAUUGGCCAAAGGCUGAGGAAAGGCAGCGUGGGUGUCUGGAGCUCUAUCCACCCUACCCUGAAAGGGGUUGGCAUAGCAGCAAUGUUUGUAUCCUUCCUGGUGGGUUUAUAUUAUAAUACUAUUAUUGCCUGGGUAAUGUGGUAUUUCUUCAACUCUUUCCAAGAGCCCCUGCCUUGGAGCAGCUGUCCUCUCAAUGACAACAGAACAGGUUACAUAGAAGAGUGUGCCAAGAGCUCUCCUGUAGACUAUUUCUGGUACAGAGAAACAUUAAACAUCUCCACUUCCAUUGAUGAAUCAGGCACUAUACAGUGGUGGCUUUUGUUAUGUCUGACAUGCGCAUGGGGUGUACUGUACGUGUGCACAAUCAGAGGCAUCGAAACAACAGGAAAGGCCGUGUAUGUAACAUCAACUCUUCCGUACCUUGUGCUUACCAUUUUUCUCAUCCGUGGCUUGACACUGAAGGGAUCAACCAAUGGAAUUGUGUAUCUCUUCACCCCUAACGUUACCGAGCUGGCUAACCCAGUGACGUGGCUGGAUGCGGGUGCUCAGGUGUUUUACUCUUUCUCCCUGGCUUUUGGAGGCCUCAUUUCAUUCUCCAGUUACAACUCUGUUCACAAUAACUGUGAAAAAGAUGCUCUGAUUAUCUCAGUGAUCAAUGGUUUCACAUCCAUCUAUGCAGCAACUGUCAUAUAUUCCAUCAUCGGAUUCAGAGCCACAGAAAGAUAUGAUGACUGUUUUGACAAAAAUAUUCUUACUCUGAUGAAUGCAUUUGAUUUGCCGGAAGGUAAUGUAACCCAAGAUAACUUUGAACAAAUGCAGCAGCUAUGUAACAUUACUGAUCCAAUGAUUUUUGCAAGCCUGAAGUUUGAAUCCUGUAAUCUGGAAACCUUCCUGAAUGAUGGAGUUGAAGGAACUGGCCUAGCUUUUAUUGUCUUCACUGAAGCUAUCACCAAAAUGCCUGUCUCACCUUUGUGGUCCAUUCUCUUCUUCAUCAUGCUCUUCUGCUUGGGUUUGUCAUCUAUGUUUGGAAAUAUGGAAGGUGUGCUUGUACCUUUACAAGAUCUCAAAAUUAUACCCCCUAAAGUGCCUAAGGAACUUGUAACUGGUCUCAUUUGUAUGGGGUCUUACUUGUUAGCUUUUAUCUUUGUGCUGAAGUCUGGUAAUUACUGGCUGGCUCUAUUUGACGGUUUUGCUGGCUCUAUUCCCUUGUUAAUAAUUGCAUUUUUUGAGAUGUUUUCAGUCGUCUACAUUUAUGGAAUAGACAGGUUUAACAAGGAUAUUGAAUUCAUGAUUGGACACAAGCCCAAUAUUUUCUGGCAGGUUACCUGGAGAGUUAUCAGUCCUCUCAUUAUGUUAGUUAUCUUCUUCUUUUAUUUUGUGGUGAAAGUCAAUGAAGAACUGCUCUACAGCAUUUGGGAUCCUAGCUAUGAGAACUUCCCCAAAACACAGAAGACUGAAUAUCCCGGUUGGGUGUAUGUUAUUAUUGUAAUCCUCUCCGGAGUGCCUAGUUUGGCCAUCCCUGCCUUUGCCAUCUACAAAGCCAUCAGAAAUUGCUGGCAGAAAAAACAUGAUCGUACAGGCCUUAUGACCUCCACAUCUGAGACUUCUGUUAAUGGAAACUUAAAGUGUUCAACAUAAACCACUUUAAAAAAUGUGGAAGAAUGCUUUGUCAGUGAGACAAGUAAAAAUAUUUUUUUUAAGAAUCCAGAGUUAAUUUUAUUUUCAUAAAAGGAUAACUAUGUGUUGUUUCCAGGUAAACAUAUGUUUACGUAAUAGUGCAAUGCACUGUAAAGAGUUAAUGGCUUGGAUUCUGGAAGCAAAACAGCCACAUUUGCAAGUGAUUAGGGCACCAGGCCAAAUCAUUCAUCCUCCUGUUUUUGAGGCCAGCUUGUCUGAAACUGGCUUGCAGUUCUGUUUGGAGAUGCACUGCACUUGACAGGCCAUAAGUGACUCUUCCAUGUGCAAUCAUUCUGGUUGGGUGGCCAACAUGAAGGGUAACUGAAUACUGACUUCUCUUGCACAUUAAAUUGUUUUUACUUUACAUGCCACUGUGUUGCACAAAGUCGCCAAUA
This is a messenger RNA of Falco peregrinus (peregrine falcon), 5505 nucleotides long. It is a transcript of the gene SLC6A19, whose product is annotated as solute carrier family 6 member 19. The transcript is spliced from 12 exons. The record is from RefSeq and is a predicted model, not a curated record. Gene Ontology annotation, cellular component: plasma membrane. Bases 3161 to 5071 code for a protein of 636 amino acids. NCBI's taxonomy places the organism in Eukaryota, Metazoa, Chordata, Aves, Falconiformes, Falconidae. Gene Ontology annotation, biological process: sodium ion transmembrane transport.